Hepatospora eriocheir is the source of this 198-nucleotide messenger RNA. The record is from the annotation of a GenBank genome assembly. Lineage: Eukaryota; Fungi; Microsporidia; Hepatosporidae.
AUGUUUGAAAUUACAUGCUUCUUUCUAAGUAAAUAUCGAACAUACCUUGCACUAUCACUAUUAAUCAAGUUGAACUUUAUUUCAUCUGAGAAAAUUAUUCGUUUUAACUCAUCAUCAGUAAUACCUAAAAUUUUUUUAGAUAAUCUAAAUCUUUUUUCAAUAUUUACACUUCUCAAUAAUGGCUUCUUCAAUAAAUGA